Molecule: messenger RNA, 933 nt
Organism: Melampsora larici-populina 98AG31
Lineage: Eukaryota; Fungi; Basidiomycota; Pucciniomycetes; Pucciniales; Melampsoraceae
Exons: 8
Coding region: 1-933 (310 amino acids)
Molecular function (GO): hydrolase activity, acting on ester bonds
Source: RefSeq, a predicted model, not a curated record
AUGACUUGCUCGAUUUUCUUUCCUUUGCUUAUCCUAUUCAUGGUCAUGCCUACUCCAGGAGAACAGGCAUCCAUCAAUACCUCCCCACUAAAACUAGCAGUUCAACCCAAGUGCGGCGCAUCGUCUUCGUCUCACUUUAAUAAUUUCAAUUCUGGAAUUGAUCUCACAAAAAUCAAAACGAUCUAUGCAUUUGGCGAUAGUUACAUGAGUAAUGGACAAAGCACCGGGACAACCGCGCCACCACCCGUGCAAGGAAACCCCAACGACCCACACUUUGGUGGACGGGCUUCGAAUGGUCUGGUAUGGGUCGAGCAAUUUAGCAAUGCAAUCGGCGCUGUCCUCAAGGAUUAUGCAAUGGGCGGGUCAACUGUCUCUCGAGCGCUCUCCCCUAGCACUGGAAGUCUCCAAGGAACGGACAUGAUCCAACACGUCCAAACUUUCUUAAACCAGCACAACAAAAUUGAUGCGUCUUCCUCCAUGACGAUGAUCUCCUAUGGAAUCAAUGAUUAUGCCUCAACCGCUCGACAAGGUACUCAAAACCUUCCCAAGGCAGCCCAGGAACUUGUUCGUCAAACUGAACUACUCGUCCAAGCUGGUAUUCGGAACGUGGUGAUUAUUUCACCUCCCACGUCAGCUGCCCCGUUGAACAACUUCAACGAUAUCGUCUGGAACGGUCUGAAAGGAUUGCAAACGAAAAAUCCCGAACUAAAAUAUGCUUACGUAGAUUUCGUCACGCUUUACUCUGCUAUCAUUUCUAAUCCAAGCUCUUUUGGGUACCAAGCCGUUGACUCGUGUCUUCCGACUGACAAAAGUAUGGCCGGCGCUUGUCCAAACCCAGACGUACACCUCUAUUACCUCCCACGUCAUCCCCAAAAACUCACUCACGGACUUAUGGCAGAAUGGGUUGAGGACGUGUUGUCAAAUUGUAAAUGA